Molecule: messenger RNA, 921 nt
Organism: Thunnus maccoyii (southern bluefin tuna)
Lineage: Eukaryota; Metazoa; Chordata; Actinopteri; Scombriformes; Scombridae
Product: olfactory receptor 142-like
Exons: 1
Coding region: 1-921 (306 amino acids)
Biological process (GO): G protein-coupled receptor signaling pathway
Cellular component (GO): membrane
Molecular function (GO): G protein-coupled receptor activity; olfactory receptor activity
Source: RefSeq, a predicted model, not a curated record
AUGUUAAACUCCACACAGGUUUCAUAUUUCACACUUGCUGCCUACUUCGACACUGGGGUUUUUAAAUAUUUAUAUUUCAUGAUUGUCAUGUCUUUAUAUAUGUUAAUCAUUUGUGCCAAUGUUUUGCUCAUUGUGGUUAUCUGUAUGAACAGAAGCUUACAUGAACCUAUGUACCUUUUUCUGUGCAGCCUGUUUGUAAAUGAACUGUAUGGUAGUACAGGGUUGUUUCCAUUCCUUCUGGUUCAGAUCCUCUCUGACAUUCACACUGUUUCUGCUCCCCUUUGUUUCCUGCAGAUUUUCUGUUUGUACUCUUAUGCAAGUGUGGAAUUUUUCAACUUAGCCAUCAUGUCUUAUGACAGAUAUCUUGCUAUCUGUUGUCCUCUACAUUAUAACACACGGAUGACGUCUCAUAAGAUAACACUACUUAUUGCUGUAACGUGGUUAUAUGCUUAUGUUAUAUGUUUUGUUCCAAUAACUUUGAGUGUCCCUUUACAGCUGUGUAGUAACAUCAUUAACAAAGUUUACUGUGAUAACUACUCUAUUGUCAAACUGGCAUGUUACAACACAACAGUCAUUAAUAUUUAUGGACUCACUGCCACAGCUCUUAUAGUUUCAUGUCCCGUAACUCUAAUCUUUUACACGUACAUAAAAAUUCUUCAAGUUUGUUUUUCUGGUUCUAAACAGACAAGACAGAAAGCCGUCAGUACCUGCACACCUCACCUUGCUUCCCUGCUCAACUUCACCGUUGGGGCUGGCUUUGAAUUAGUGCAGCACAGGUUUGAUAUGAGCAGAGUACCAAAUAUGCUUCGAAUAUUUUUAUCAUUAUACUGGCUCACAUGUCAGCCACUCUUCAACUCUGUAAUGUAUGGCCUGAAAAUGUCUAAUAUCCGUAUCAUAUGUAAAAAUAUGUUUUUUGCUUAA